UCACCCCUCAGUAACCCCCACCCUCACAGUGACACUCCCAGAUCCCCAAGUGACCCCCCCCCGGCCUUCAUCUACCCCCUGCUCCUCCCCUUCCAGGCCAUCCUGGGGCAGACACUGGACUUUUGCCUCCCUUCCCCCGUGUCUCCAAUCUCUGCCCCAUCUGGGGGCACUGACCCCCGGCCUUGGUCUGUGUCCCAGUGGCACCAGCCUGGCACCCUGCCCCCCCGGCCCUUGGGGGUGGGGAGUAGAUGCCAUGAGGGGGUGCUGGGCUCUGCAAUGGUUAUUCCCCAGCGUGGGCAGGUCCUGGCCUGGCCCAGUAUGACCUGGUGCUCCCCCGUCUUCAUAGCCCCCAAUAUGGCCCUAUAUGCCCCAGUAUGGCUCUGCAUGGCCCAGUAUAGCCCUGUAUGGCCCUGUAUUCUCCAGCAUGGCCCCAUAUGCCCCAGUAUGGCUCUGCAGCCCCAGUAUGGCCCAGUAUUGCCCCAUAUGUUCUUGUAUGACCCAGGAUGGCCCUAUAUGCCCCAAUAUGGCCCUGUGUGCCCCAGUAUGAUGUAAUAUGCCUCAGCACAACCCAGUACACCCCAAUAUGGCCCAAUAUGCCCCAGUGUGGCCCACUAUAGCCCAAUAUGGCCCAGGAACUUCCAGCACAGUCUAAUAUGCACACAAUAUACGUGUGUAUGUGUGUGCACAUGUGCAUGCAUGUGUCUGGGAAUAUCUGCACAUGUGCAUGUGUCUGGCCAUGUGUGGGUGUGUGUGCGUGCACACAUGUGUGCAAGCUGCAGGGUGCCCCCACAUGUGCACAUGUCUGUCUGCACCAGCCUGUUUCGCACAUGUGUGCAGUUGGGCUCUGGGUUGUGCUGAGUUUGCACACAUGUAUGUGUGUGUGUGUGUGCACACUCAUGCUUGGAGAGCUGUGGGGCCCUGUGCAUUUCUGGGCACACAGGCAUGUCAGGACACACACCUGGAUGUGCUGUCACAUGCAUCCACAUGCGAGGGCACCCGUGUGUGUGUGUCUGUCUGUCUCCGUGCCCCCCGCACCCCCUACCAGUCAGGGCCAACGGCCUCUCGUUUCCCCCCUCACCACCACCCUUGACCUUUAACCCCCUGGCCAAAGUCAAUGCCCCCGCCUCCCUGUGCCCCCUUGUGAGAGCACAAGUGUGCGAGGGGCUCGCACAGGGACCAUGGCCCUGCCUGCCACCCUCCUGCUGUUGCUCCUGCCCCUCCCCGUGGCAGGGGACCCUUCCCAGGACGCCCUGCUCUUCCAGGCGCCUCAGGGAGACCCCGAGGCUGUGAACUUGGGUGUCCGCUGGGGCAGCCUCACCCCUACGGGGGUCAUCCACAUCGACCUGAGCACUGUCACCAGUGCCACGUCGUCGUUCGAGUUCCGCACGCGGGACGCCGAGGGCCCCAUCUUCUCUGGUGACACCGGCGGCGGCGACUGGUUCGUGCUGGGCCUGCGGCGGGGGCAGCUCGAGGUGCAGCUGCAGAACAGUGUCACCAACCUCAGCGCGGCUGCUGGGCCCCGGCUGGACGAUGGCCGCUGGCACCGGCUGUCAGUGAGCAGCGAGGGCCACGCGGUGCUGCUGGAGCUGGACGGGGCCCCUGCACUCACCCUGCGCCACGUGGCUGCCCCCCUGGCCCGCCACCCUCUGCCCACCAUGCGCAUUGCCCCGGGGGGGCUCCUGUGGCCCCCCACCCGCCUGCUCGACCCGCUGGACCCCGCCAUGGACGGUUGCAUGCGGCGCUGGGAUUGGCUGAACCAGACAGUGGCCUGGGGUCAGGGGUCAUCCGGGGGUCCCCCCAAACCCUGCUUCCGCACCCUGCUCCCCGGCAGCUUCUUUGCAGGGGGAGGGGCCAUCUUCACAACCGCAGAUCUGGUGCCCGACCCCCCAGCCCCUGAGGGGGGCUGGGAGCUGGUGGUGGAGCUGGGGGUCCGGGCCCCCUCCCAGACCGGCCUCAUCCUGGCCAUCACAGAUGCCAACACCAGCCUGGUGCUCAGCCUGUCCCUGACACCCACUGCCCUGACAUUGCGCCUGGACCAGGGGGGGCAGCUGAGCCUGCCUCUGCCCCCGGGCUGCCCCUGCCCAGUGGAUGCUGUGGGGCUGCACGUAGGGCCAGCCAGCCUCAGCCUGCGCCUCGGGGCCCAGCACACCUGCACCCCCCUUGCUGCACCUGCCUUGCGCCUCCGCACUGCCUGGACCAGCCCCCACGGCCGCCUGCACCUUGGGGCCCUGCCAGAGGCAGCAGAAGGGCCGGGCCCUUUCCAGGGCUGCCUGCAUGGGCUGCAGGUGCAGGGCCAAGAGCUUGACCUCGAUGCUGCCCUGGCCAAGAGCAAUGCCAUCUGGUCCCACGGCUGUCCUGGCAAUGGGGGUCACAGGGUUGGUUGUACCUGCCCCUAAUAAAGGGCUCCUGGCAACUG
Alligator mississippiensis (American alligator) is the source of this 2416-nucleotide messenger RNA. It is a transcript of the gene SHBG, whose product is annotated as sex hormone binding globulin. The coding region runs from base 1179 to 2396 and encodes 405 amino acids. Gene Ontology annotation, molecular function: steroid binding. The record is from RefSeq and is a predicted model, not a curated record. The transcript is spliced from 8 exons. Lineage: Eukaryota; Metazoa; Chordata; Crocodylia; Alligatoridae.